GUGUUGAGCAUCACUGUCCUCACCAACACUCCUCAACAUGAAGACCACACUCGCCAUCACCGCCCUCCUGCUAGUGGUGGUGUCAGCGCUCCCCCUCCAGGACACACCACUGAAGGGAGAACUAUUUGUAGUUCUGGUACCUAAGGAGAUCGAUUCUUCACUGGUACUUGACCUAGAACCAUUAUUACUGCAGGAGAUACUGAGACGUCAGUACCUAGCACCAGACCUAGAGGUGAACCAGGACUAUGAACCACCGAGACAGACUGUGGACGAGGAAACAACUCAUGACCGACGUAAACGACAGACUUCAGUAUCAGGCGGCGUGACGACCGAUACUGUUGACAGAGAUGGACGUCGGAUCAGUGGGACAAUCAACGUGGAUCGUAAAGUCAAUAAGCACACUCUAGGCGGCAGCUUGAAAGUCGACCAUACAAGGUUCCCGGGAGUGAGUGGCACAGACUUUGGCGCUAAGAUAGGCUACACCUUUAAACCCAACAAGAACACCUCCUUCAACGCCGGCGCCACACGCAACUGGGGCGCCUCUGGCAGUUCUACCGGAUUCGGGGUUGGAUUUAAACAUACGUUUGGUCGAAAGAGGAGAUCAACAGCGAACACGUAUUAUAAUUAAGUCGGAAACUGAUGACUGAAGGAACAAAAUGAAGGAACACUGCCAAGACUUAUUAAUUAAUUCUUCUAACAAACAAUACAUUUUUUCACAACAUAAUAUAAUGAAUGGUUUAUGUCUAUUAAAUAAUUAUAUAUGACGCUAUUGAAUAUAUUUCAUCUGAUUCUGGAUAUCUUUUCUCUUUGUUAAUUUCCACAUAUAAAUUUGUCCAUUAUAUAUGUCUGUAGUUGAAAGUUUCUUCAAUAAACAUAUAAUACUUA
Messenger RNA from Homarus americanus (American lobster), 885 nucleotides. RefSeq lists its product as uncharacterized. The transcript has 4 exons. Lineage: Eukaryota; Metazoa; Arthropoda; Malacostraca; Decapoda; Nephropidae. The record is from RefSeq and is a predicted model, not a curated record. Bases 38 to 628 code for a protein of 196 amino acids.